CGCGAGUCGCCAGUGUGAUACGGUCUUAUCGUUGUGAGUAGGCAGAAAUUGAGCAUCGAAUCAGCGACCGUGUCGGAUCAGGCAUCGCAAUCCUGCAUUGCAACAUUACGUAUACACAGGAUUGUAUACGAUUUAUGACACGAAAACUCUCUAUGCCACCCGUGUUAUGAUUCCGAGAAGAUGCAGUCUAUUAUCGACAUUUCGCUACAUAUCCAGUUUGCUAUCUAAGAAGCAGUGUGGUGUCGUACACAGUCCUGUGGAUCGUUCUCUGAUUGAAAGGGUUCUAUUCCCAGUCGGACGAUACACUAAUAGGUCGGAUUACGAAUCAUCGGCAUAUCUCUUAUCAACUGUCAGAAUGGCGUCAACGUCUAAAGGCAAGGACAAAAACACCAGCCAUUUUGGCGCAAAAAAACUGAAUCGUUUAAGCUUGGAGAAGUCGCCGUAUCUGCUGCAACAUGCAACUAAUCCCGUGGAAUGGUAUCCUUGGGGUGACGAGGCUCUGGAACAAGCGAAGAAGGAGGAUAAGAUGAUUUUCUUAUCUGUCGGUUACUCUACGUGCCAUUGGUGCCAUGUGAUGGAAAAAGAAUCUUUUGAAAACGAAGAAAUUGCACACAUUAUGAAUGAUAACUUUAUUAAUAUUAAAGUAGACAGAGAGGAGAGGCCUGAUAUUGACAGGAUAUACAUGACAUUUGUUCAAGCAAAAUCGGGUCAUGGUGGUUGGCCGAUGAGUGUUUUCCUAGCGCCUAAUUUAACACCGGUGACAGGCGGAACAUACUUCCCACCGGAUGACAGAUAUGGCCUCAUAGGGUUUAAAUCACUCCUGCUAGAAGUUGCGAAGAAGUGGGCACAGCAGAAGAACGACAUAAUAAAAUCAGGCGCUAAUAUAGUAAGUCGCCUAAAGGAUAUGGUCGAGCGUAGACAGAGCCUAAAAGAGGGCGAUGGAUUUCCGACGGUAGAAUGCGGCUUUUUGUGCGUUCAUCUUUUGGCGAAUGGAUACGAGCCGAAAUUUGGAGGAUUUGGCAGUCAGUUCAGAAUGAACGCACCAAAAUUUCCCGAGCCAGUUAACUUCAACUUUCUUUUCAGCGUAUAUGCUUUGAGCAAUUUGUCCGAGCUGCGUAAGGAGUGUCUAGAAAUGUGUCUACAUACCCUAACAAAGAUGGCUUAUGGUGGAAUUCACGAUCAUGUAGGACAAGGAUUCUCGAGGUAUUCCGUAGAUGGUGAGUGGCAUGUACCACACUUUGAAAAAAUGCUCUAUGAUCAAGCGCAAAUAAUACAAGCUUACGCUGACGCUUAUGUUAUCACAAAAGAUUCGUUUUAUUCCGAUAUCGUGGACGAUAUAGCAAAGUACGUCGAGCGUGAUCUACGACAUAAGGAAGGUGGUUUCUACAGUGCGGAGGAUGCAGACUCACUGCCGGAGUCAAAGUCUUCGGCGAAACGGGAAGGCGCGUUCUAUGUUUGGACUUACGAUGAAGUCAAGAGUCUUUUAAAUAAAAAAGUACCUGGCCGUAAUAACGUUCGAUUUUUUGAUCUGAUAUGCUAUCACUUCAAUGUGAAAAAAGAGGGAAAUGUGCGAAAGGCUCAAGAUCCUCACGGCGAACUCACAGGUAAAAACGUGCUUAUUGCAUAUGAGGCAGUGGAGAAAACUGCGGAGCAUUUCAACAUUAGUCUGGAGGAUACGAAAACCUAUAUCAAGCAGGCUUGCUUGAUUUUGUUUAAAGAAAGAUCGAAAAGACCGCGACCCCAUUUAGACGAUAAGAUGGUUACAGCGUGGAAUGGUCUUAUGAUAAGUGGCUUCGCGCGCGCUGGAGCAGCUGUACGGAACUCAAAGUAUGUAGAAUUAGCGACGGAUGCUGCCAAAUUCGUGGAGCAGUACUUGUUUGAUAAAAAUAAAGGCACGCUGCUUCGUAGUUGCUAUCGCGAGGAGGACGAUAGGAUUAUACAGACGAGUGUACCGAUAUACGGUUUCCACGACGACUAUGCGUUUGUUGUGAAGGGACUACUCGACUUAUAUCAGGCCAACUUUGAUGUACACUGGCUCGAGCUCGCCGAACAGUUGCAAGAUACACAGGAUGAACUGUUUUGGGAUUCGCAGGACGGCGGUUACUUCUCAACAGUCGAGGACUCUCAGAUGAUUCUACGAAUGAAAGACGCUCAUGAUGGCGCAGAACCGUCUAGUAAUUCGAUCGCUUGCUCCAAUCUGUUGCGGCUAGCGGCUUUCUUAGACCGUAACGAACUCAAGGAAAAGGCUGCGCAGCUCUUACGCGCUUUCGGCAAAGGACUCACGGAGAUACCGAUUAUGUUUCCGCAAAUGACCCUGGCACUGCUCGAUUAUCACUACACGACGCAGAUUUAUAUAAUAGGGAAAUCAGACGCUGAGGACACGAACGAGAUGUUGAACGUGGUCCGAGAACGUUUAAUACCCGGCAUGGUGCUCUCACUGGUCGAUCAUGAGCGGUCACAGGACAAUGUCCUGUUUCGUAAGAACACGAUCAUCAGUAAGAUGAAACCACAGAACGGUCGCGCGACGGUUUUCGUGUGCCGACAUCACACGUGCUCCCCACCCACCACGAGUCCUAGAGAGCUUGCCUCUCUAUUGGACGACAAGGGAUUUUCCGCCUUGUGAACAGCGCGGCGAGGUGGCUUGGAUUUCGCAUUGCGCACAUUCACCGUGUAUCAGGGACGGCAAUAUACAUAGCCCAGGGGAGUCGUGCCGCGAUUAUUCACCGAUAUAUCUUGGCUCGCGUCUCAGGAUCUACUACUGUUAAAUAAUGCAAUGUUAGUCGAUGAACUGGCAUAGGGAGAGUUCGUUCCUGCGGUAGUAUCGUCUUCGUGACUAGAGGUAACUCAAACAAAUCGUUAGCGCGUCGCGGUCGAAUAGAGAGAUCUAUCCCUUCAGUGUUGUGUCGACGUUGACAGUGUUGGGAUCGCAGAGAAGAUUCGUUGUUAUGUAUUAUAGUAUUGUUUCGUAUUGUGCUGUAAUACAAUUGUAUUGUAUUGUAAUAUCGUUUAUUCUUGUUCUGAAUAAAGUAAGCAACUAAUAAAAUAAAUAUGCAUUACA
This is a messenger RNA of Harpegnathos saltator (Jerdon's jumping ant), 3058 nucleotides long. Its product is annotated as spermatogenesis-associated protein 20. The record is from RefSeq and is a predicted model, not a curated record. The transcript has 13 exons. Gene Ontology annotation, biological process: carbohydrate metabolic process. Bases 167 to 2623 code for a protein of 818 amino acids. Lineage: Eukaryota; Metazoa; Arthropoda; Insecta; Hymenoptera; Formicidae.